Molecule: messenger RNA, 799 nt
Organism: Oppiella nova
Lineage: Eukaryota; Metazoa; Arthropoda; Arachnida; Sarcoptiformes; Oppiidae
Source: the annotation of a GenBank genome assembly
UACGACGACUCGGCGCACAAUUUGGGCCGUUAUUGCGGAAACAAAAUACCUCCGGACUUCCUGUCCACAGGGGAAGCACUGCUGCUUCGGUUCCGAACGGACGACACGAUUCACAACAAGGGGUUCGCCGUCUCGUACUCCGCGUUGGACGCCAACGAAGACGAGCAGAUAAUCCCUGUGGAGAAGCCUCAGAAACAUCGAACAGCUCUACCCGUGUAUCGGCACCGGCACCGACACAUGCGACGGCACAACUGAUUAGCUAAAUUGAUUUUUAUGGGUGGCUUUUGACCCGCAUUUACCACAAUUAGUGCCAUAUUUUAAAAGCAUUGUAUUUAAGACAUUGAAAAACACACGGAUUUGCGUGACUAUCAAUCACCCGAUUCUCUCCGGCAAUACUCUGUGAUAUUGCUUGCGAUCUCAUCCCUUAUACUCUGCGAUUGCCAUUCAUUUUAUUUUUCAGUUAAUUUUAUUGUAUUUAAUUUUUAUUUACAGUUAUUUACUUCUUUUCUCGAUUCGUAUGAUUAUGUAAAUUAAUUUUAUUUAUACUUUCGUGAGUUUAGUUUAUAUACUGUAUAAUUUGUGCCAAACAUACACAUACACACGAUAUAACUGAAUAUUCUGUGCAAGAAUUUGCGGGUUAUAUCGAAAUACCAUUGUAUGGAAACCAAACUCUUUCUAAUCAGUGCUUUACAUAUGAUUCAAUGGAAAUAAUAGUACAAUCAAUUGAGACAAACUUUGUUCGUAAUUAUAGCACAAUUUUUUUUGAUUACUUAAAACUAAAAAGUUAGAAUCAAAUGCC